AUGGCCACGAUAUCCGGCAUCAUCAUCAUCAUCAACAACAACAACAAGUUCCAGGAAGACCUUGGCGACCUAGACCCAGUCACGGGCGCCUGGGUCAUCUCAGCCGGUGGCCAAACAAUCCUGUACGGGCUCUCGUUGACAGAUAUGUCAUGUCAGUAA
This is a messenger RNA of Metarhizium brunneum ARSEF 3297, 159 nucleotides long. RefSeq lists its product as uncharacterized. The record is from RefSeq and is a predicted model, not a curated record. Lineage: Eukaryota; Fungi; Ascomycota; Sordariomycetes; Hypocreales; Clavicipitaceae.